Durusdinium trenchii is the source of this 423-nucleotide messenger RNA. The record is from the annotation of a GenBank genome assembly. Lineage: Eukaryota; Dinophyceae; Suessiales; Symbiodiniaceae.
AUGCCCUGCGGCAAUACGAAGACGCCCUGCGGCUUCACGAGGAGCGUUUUGAAUUCUGGCGAGUCAAGCAGGGGGAGGCGGGAGGCGUUGACCCUUGAUGCGAAGUACGAAGUGGCCAACUGCCUUGUAAGACUGGGACGCGCCCAGGAAGCUCUGCCGAAGAUCCGUCAAGUCUAUGAGACGAGGCGAACGACGGGUUUGGAAGCGCCAACACAUCCGGACGUGGAGAUUAGCAAGGUGCUAUACGCCGAAGCUUUGGUCCAACUAAAGCGCUACGGCGAUGGUUUGGUUCACCUAAGGGAGGUGGAAGCUGUUCGUCGUAGUCGUAAAAAUGGCGAGCACAGCCCUGAGACGCUGAUCGUGCAAUUCAAAAUCGCCAGCGCCCUCCAGGAGCAGGGAGGGGAGAAUUGGAAGAAGCGCUGA